GGAUUCGAUGGCGCUGAAAGCAUUGUCAUUUAAAGUUAUUUAAAGUUCUUGCGCAACAAGUUUUACACUGUCAACCUGUUUGAAUUGAAUAGAAUGGAAUUUGCAAUGGAAGAGAACACUUUUAUAAAAUUAUUGAAUACUUCAGACUAAUUGUUCAGCCUACAUUUACAUUAAGUAACCUGGUUACAUUUACUAAUAUAAUUGGAUUCCGUCCUGGUUUCCGACUAUUUGUGUUAUGCCGGAUGUUGGAGUCGGUUUGGUUUGAAGUCGUUUUCGCCAAACUCAUUUCCUGGUUGUUGGAACUAUAAAAAGACGUGUGGAAUCCAUUUAUUGUUCUCGGUAUUCGGUGAACUGUCGGUUGAAUCUCUGUCGAACGAAAUUUCGGGAUACAGAGAACGGAGUGCCACCAUUGGGUGAGCCUUCUGCCCUCAGCCCUGGCCCCCCGUGCACCAGCACAGUUUCACACAUGGACAUUCAGGGGUACCGGUACGUGCGCUGGCGCACGUGGCUGUAUUACGCGGCCGCCGUUCUCUCCUUGGGCCUGCUGCUGCUCCUGUUCCACUGGCGUCCUCGUCUCCGCGUGCUGGCUCGCUGUCGAUCCUGUCCGCUGGGCCUGGCCGACAUCCUGCUCAUAAGGGACAGCUGUGGUCAGCAGUAUGCUAUAGAAGUGCUGACAGAGCAGCUUGAGGAGGGCAGUUUGGAGCAGCCGGGAACGGAUAUUGAAGAGAACGAGGGGAGAGAUACCAUCCAGCUGUACAAAGAUGAGAAAGCACUUCUACGCUACUAUGUGUUUGAGGGGCUUCGCUACGUGUGGAUGUCGAGGAAGGGUGCCUUCUGCCCGGUCAGCACCCUGAAUGAACACUGGACAUGUGAUGACCUGUACCGGCAACAAAGAGGGCUGAGUCCCCAGGAACAAAGUGCUAGGCGGAAUGUGUACGGGCAGAACGUGAUCGAUGUUCCGGUGAAGUCCUAUUGGCGUCUGCUGUUUGAGGAGGUACUCAACCCAUUCUACGUGUUCCAGGUGCUCAGCAUCAUCUUGUGGUUGUUGGAUAGGUACUACUACUACGCGGGCUGCAUCUUCCUCAUCUCCGCCAUCUCCAUCGCCAUCUCUCUCUAUGAGAUCCACAAGCAAAGCGUCACGCUGCACAACAUGGCGCAGCUGAUCGUGAGCGUGAGGCUGAGGAGAGACACAGGGGCCGAGGACAUGGUGAGCUCCACGGAGCUGGUCCCCGGGGACUGCAUCCUGAUCCCUGAGGAGGGGCUGCUGCUGCCCUGCGACGCCGCCCUGCUGGCCGGGGAGUGCAUGGUCAACGAGAGCAUGCUGACCGGUGAGAGCAUUCCUGUGAUGAAAACCUGUCUGCCGACCGGGAGCGCCCGCUACAGCCCCGAAGGUCAGGGCAGACACACCCUCUUCUGCGGCACCCACGUCAUCCAGGCCAAGAGGGGGCAGCAGGGAGCCACGGAGGCACUCGCUGUCGUCACACGCACAGGUUUCUUCACAGCGAAAGGAGACCUAAUCAGCUCCAUCCUCUAUCCGCAGCCCCUCAACUUCCGCUUCUAUCAAGAUGCCAUAAAAUUCCUGCUAAUCCUGGGGGCUGUAGCAUUAAUUGGCACUAUAUACAGCAUUUCAGUCCUGAUGAGGAGUGCGACCACGAUGAAGGAACUGGUAAUCCGAUCCCUGGACAUCAUAACGAUAGUGGUCCCGCCCGCCCUCCCUGCUGCCAUAACGACGGGCACCAUCUAUGCCCAGCGCCGGCUGAAGAAAGAUGGCAUCUUCUGCAUCAGCCCACCGCGCAUCAACAUCUGCGGAAAAAUCUCCCUCUUCUGCUUUGACAAGACAGGCACUCUGACGGAGGAGGGGCUGGACGUGUGGGGGGUCAUGGAGGGGAGUGGAGCAGGGUUUGGGGAGCUUGUGCCCGACCCCCGGCUGUUGCCCCCAGGCCAGCUGCUCUCUGCCCUGGCCUGCUGCCACUCUGUGGCCCUUCUGAGGCAGCAGCUCCUGGGUGAUCCUCUGGAGCUCAAGAUGAUCGAGUCCACCGGCUGGGUGCUGGAGGAACCAGGUGUGGAAGGGGAGUUUGGGAGUGCCCAGGUCCUGGCAGUAAUGAGGCCGCCUUCACCAGAGCUCCAGCCUCAGGGCGUGUCCAUCCGUGAGCCUGUGGCCAUCGUGCGACGCUUUCCGUUCUCCUCCGCGCUUCAGAGGAUGUGUGUGGUCACCGUGGCGCCUGGGGGCCGCAGCGCAUGCGUCUUCCUGAAGGGGGCGCCAGAGAUGGUGGCCAGCCUCUGCCUGAGAGAGAGUGUGCCUGCUCAGUUCUCAGAAACACUGCGUCAGUUUGCGAGCGAGGGAUUCAGGGUACUCGCCCUGGCCUACAAACCACUCGACGGACAGACGGACAUAAACACUAUGGAGAGGGGGGCACUAGAGAGUGAGCUGCAGCUCCUGGGCCUCCUUGUGAUGAGGAAUCUGGUGAAGCCGGAGAGUGCUGAUGUCAUCAGCACACUGAGACAGGCACAGAUCCGCACCGUCAUGGUCACGGGUGACAACAUCCUCACAGCGGUGAAUGUGGCCAGAAGUUGUGAGAUGGUGAGGAAGGACGAACAGGUGCUUUUUGUACAUGCGGCGCCCCCUACUGGCCACGCGCCACCAUUACUGCAGUUUCACCGGGCAGGGGCAGACGGGGAUGAUGAUGCCCUUACACAGAGUCUGUACCAGAGCAGUAACUACUACCACCUGGCUAUCAACGGGCAGUCCUUCUCCGCCCUGUGUGAGCACUUCCCAGAGUACCUGCCCAAGGUCCUGAUGAGGGGCACAGUGUACGCUCGCAUGGCUCCGGAUCAGAAGACUCAGCUGGUGAAAGAGCUGCAGAAACUCAAUUACCGUGUGGGGAUGUGUGGAGACGGAGCCAAUGACUGUGGAGCCCUCAGAGCAGCUGACGCGGGCGUGUCCCUAUCGGAGGCAGAGGCGUCCGUGGCUUCGCCCUUCACCUCAAAGUCUGAUAACAUCAGCUGCGUGCCUCUGCUGAUUCGGGAAGGGAGGUGUUCCCUGGUGACAUCAUUCAGUCUGUUCAAGUACAUGGCCCUGUACAGUCUGAUCCAGUUCUCCUCUGUGCUCAUCCUCUAUACCGUAAAGACGAACCUGAGCGACCUGCAGUUCCUGUUCUUCGACCUGGUGCUGGUGACCAUGCUGGCCAUCGUGAUGGGGAGGGGGGGGCCCAGUAAGGUGCUGCACCCCCAGCGGCCCCCCAGUAGCCUGUUCUCCAUGGCCGUCCUGGCCAGCCUCCUGCUCCACACAAGCCUGCUCAUCCUGGGUCAGGUGGCUGCCCUUCUGGUCACAGAGGCACAGGACUGGUUUGUGCCUCUCAAUUCCACGCUGGCAGGAGCGGACAACUUGCCUAAUUUGGAGGACACGGGAGUGUUUGCCGUUUCAGGAUUCCAGUACAUAAUCAUGGCCGUAGUCAUGACCAAAGGCCACCCUUUCAAAAAGCACUUCUGCAGCAACGUGGUGUUUGUCUGCGUGCUGCUGGUCCUGUCCGGUCUGAUGUGCUGGUUGGUGCUGUACCCGGCACCCUUCAUACGCAGAGUGCUGCUGCUGUGCGACGUCUCCGACAUGAACUACAAACUGCUGCUGGUGGCGCUGGCUGCACUCAACCUCUUCACCUGUUACCUGCUGGAGGUGCUGAUUGACAAUGGAAUGUUGAACUGCCUUCGGAAACUGAAAGGGCAACGCCAAUCGAAGAAGCAGUACAAGCGUCUGGAUGCCUUCCUCAGUGACAGCCCCAAUUGGCCUCCACUGGACCAACCACUGCCUUCCGAACACAGCACUGUUUGGCCUUCGGUGACAUCGAAGGGACAAUCUCUCCUCUAGAGUAUUAUGAGUGCCACAUCUCUGUCAAGAGCCAGUUGCCAGGCAUAUGGUUGCCUAUAUUUCGGUCAAUUAGGAGCCUCAUUGCCACAAUAGCAUAUCACGUGAAGACAAUUUUUUUUUAAUUUAUGAGUUUUACUUUUGGAAUACCACUGGGGAAAAAAACGAAACAAUUUGAA
Molecule: messenger RNA, 4038 nt
Organism: Conger conger (European conger)
Lineage: Eukaryota; Metazoa; Chordata; Actinopteri; Anguilliformes; Congridae
Gene: atp13a2
Product: ATPase cation transporting 13A2
Exons: 29
Coding region: 467-3862 (1131 amino acids)
Biological process (GO): regulation of autophagosome size; regulation of mitochondrion organization; autophagosome-lysosome fusion
Cellular component (GO): membrane
Molecular function (GO): ATP binding; P-type ion transporter activity; ATPase-coupled monoatomic cation transmembrane transporter activity
Source: RefSeq, a predicted model, not a curated record